UUUUUCUUCCCCAAAAAAAUUUUUUUUGGGGGGUGAGCGCGCUCGAAAAAUUACCAUUUUUUUUUGAGGUGUCCUGCGCGGUGGGAGCACACGCAGCGGAUCAUCAUCAGUCAUUCACCACCUUGACAACCUCGCCUGUGAUUGACAGCCGGAGUGGCAAAAAGCCAUGAGACUUGGUAGUUGGGUUUGAGGGGCACUUUAAAAAAAAAAAAAGAAAAAGAAAAAGAAAAAAAAAACUGAUUUGGGGAAAGGAUAUUUGCUUUCGCCCCGCUGCUGUCUUGGAAACGAGAGAGGGAGAGUAAGAGAGAGAGACAGGGAGAGAGGAAAGAAAGAAAAAAGAAGGAAGGAGGGAGAGUUGAUUUUUUUUUUUUUCUUCUUCUUCUUCUGAUUUUUUUUUUUCCUCCUUUUUUAAUGCUGAGUUACCGUAUCGCUUCGCUGAGAUCCAGCAAGCAGAAGAUUUUACUCGAUUGCUUCCAUUGCUGGCGACGCUAAGGGAUUUUUGCAUUUUUGGGGGGGGGUGAGGGGGGGGGAACUUCGCGUUUCUUUCUUUUCACACUGGCCUUAAAGAGGAUAUAUUAGAAGUUGAAGUAGGAAGGGAGCAAGCAGGCCGAUGGCGCAAAGGUACGACGAGCUGCCCCACUACGGCGGCAUGGAGGGGGUGGGCAUCCCCACCACCAUGUACGGGGACCCCCACGGCGCCCGCCCCAUGCAGCCCGUCCACCACCUCAACCACGGGCCGCCGCUCCACUCGCACCAGUACCCGCACGCCGCCCACGCCAACGCCAUGCCCCCCGCCAUGGGAGCCUCCGUCAACGACGCCCUCAAGAGAGAUAAAGAUGCCAUCUACGGACACCCCCUGUUCCCUCUUUUAGCACUGAUUUUUGAGAAAUGUGAAUUAGCUACAUGCACACCCAGGGAGCCCGGGGUAGCGGGAGGCGAUGUUUGCUCCUCUGAGUCUUUCAAUGAAGACAUAGCAGUGUUCGCCAAACAGAUCCGAGCAGAGAAACCCCUCUUUUCUUCUAAUCCUGAACUGGAUAACUUGAUGAUUCAAGCCAUACAAGUAUUAAGGUUUCAUCUGUUGGAAUUAGAGAAGGUACACGAAUUAUGUGACAAUUUCUGCCACCGGUAUAUUAGCUGUUUGAAAGGAAAAAUGCCUAUCGAUUUGGUCAUAGACGAUAGAGAGGGCGGAUCAAAAUCGGACAGUGAAGACAUAACAAGAUCAGCAAACCUAACAGAUCAGCCCUCCUGGAACAGAGACCACGAUGAUACGGCAUCAACGCGUUCCGGGGGAACCCCCGGGCCCUCCAGCGGAGGACACACAUCGCACAGUGGGGACAACAGUAGUGAACAAGGUGACGGCUUGGACAACAGUGUAGCUUCCCCCAGCACAGGUGAUGAUGAUGAUCCAGAUAAGGACAAAAAGCGACAUAAAAAGCGUGGCAUCUUUCCCAAAGUAGCCACAAAUAUCAUGAGGGCAUGGCUGUUCCAGCAUCUAACACACCCUUACCCUUCAGAAGAACAGAAAAAGCAGUUGGCACAAGACACGGGGCUCACUAUACUUCAAGUGAACAAUUGGUUUAUUAAUGCUAGAAGAAGAAUAGUUCAGCCCAUGAUAGACCAGUCCAAUCGAGCAGUAAGUCAAGGAACGCCCUAUAACCCCGACGGGCAGCCAAUGGGAGGUUUCGUGAUGGACGGCCAGCAGCACAUGGGCAUCCGAGCGCCAGGGCUGCAAAGUAUACCAGGGGAUUAUGUGUCUCGGGGUAGUCCAAUGGGUAUGAAUAUGGGACAGCCAAGCUAUACCCCACCCCAGAUGCCCCCCCAUCCCGCUCAGCUGCGUCAUGGCCCCCCCAUGCAUACCUACAUUCCUGGACACCCUCACCACCCAGCGAUGAUGAUGCAUGGAGGACCACCCCACCCUGGAAUGCCCAUGUCAGCAUCAAGCCCCACAAUGCUUCAUACCGGCGAGACGGCAGUGAGCGGACAAGUGAUGGACAUUCAUGCUCAGUAGCUUAAGGGAAAACAGGCGUUGUCUGCAGCGAGGGUAGAUUUCAAACAUUGUCUUUCUGCAACGACUACGGGAGUUCUUGGCGUCAACUUUGGACCAAGGGACGUUCUGAUUCUUCACAGGGACCCUGAAAAAAAAAAUAAUUAAAAAAAGAAAAGAAAAGAAAAGAAAAGAAAAGAAAAGAAAAGAAAAGAAAAGAAAAGAAAAGAAAAGAAAAGAAAAGAAAAGAAAAGAAAAGAAAAGAAAAGAAAAGAAAAGAAAAGAAAAGAAAAGAAAAGAAAAGAAAAGAAAAGAAAAGGAGAGAAAAGGAGAAAAGCAAAGCAGGAAAACACCACCCGAAGCCAACUUCCUUCCAGGGGACAUGCUGAAUGCCUAUAUGAGAACAGGAAGAGAACAAAGAGUGGAAUAUUGUAAAAUGCUAUUAUACUGUUAUCCAUAUUACGUUGUUUCUUAUAGAUUUUUUAAAAAAAAAAUGUGAAAUUUUUCCACACUAUGUGUGUUGUUUCCAUAGCUCUUCACUUCCUCCAGAAGCCUCCUUAUACAUUAAAAGAGAAGCCUUACACUUAUCCUGCAAAUGACAGAAAGGGCUUAUUUGCAGGAUUUUUAGAGCAUUAAAAUAACUAUGUCAGGCAGAAGAAUCUUUCUUCUAUCCUAGGAUUUCAGCCAUGCACACUCUCUAUCUCUCUCCUCCUCCCCUCUCUCUCUGUCUUUCUUCUCUUUCUCUCCCUUUCUCCCCAUCUCUCUCCCUCCCUCUCUCUCUCUUUCUAGCCUGGGGCGUGAAUUUGCAUGUCUAAUUCAUUUACUCACCAUAUUUGAAUUGGCCUGAACAGAUGUAAAUCGGGAAGGAUGGGAAAAACUGCAGUCAUCAACAAUGAUUAAUCAGCUGUUGCAGGCAGUGUCUUAAGGAGACUGGUAGAAGGAAGCAUGGAAACGGAAAGGCAGUGUAUUUGAAGCCUAAUUGUCACAUCAGAGCAUCCUUGUCCCCAUGCAGCAACCACCACCUUGUACAUCACUUCCUGUUUUAUGCAGCUCGAAACAUGGACUGAAGAUUUUAUUUUUCAAUAUGUUGACUUUCUUUCUGGGCGAGACAUCAGUCAUGUGUGCAUUUGUUUGGGGUUCUUUUUGGUUUUGUUUUGUUUUGUUUUGUUUUUUUUCCCCCAUAGUCCCAUCAUGGAGCAUUUAUGUAUACAUUGUAAAUAAAUUUUGUGCAAAAAGGACUGGAAAAAUGAUCUGUAUUAUUGCAAUUUUUUGUAAAAGUAGCAGUUUGGUAUGAGUUGGCAUGCAUACAGAUUUACUAAGUGGGAUAAGCUAAUUAUACUUUUGUUGUGGUUAAACAAAUGCUUGUUGAUAGCCUUUUUCUAUCAAGAAACCAAGGAGCUAAUUAUUAUUAAUAAUAAUCAUUGCACACUGAGUCUUAGAGUUUCUGAUUGAAACAGUUUGGAUUGUAUAAUAACUCAAAGCCCAGUUGUAGUAGUUUGAGUGCAGUAAUGAAAUCUGAAUCUAAAAUAAAAACAAAUUAUUUUUUGUCA
This is a messenger RNA of Pogoniulus pusillus (Red-fronted tinkerbird), 3534 nucleotides long. RefSeq names its product Meis homeobox 1 (gene MEIS1). Gene Ontology annotation, biological process: angiogenesis; positive regulation of cell population proliferation; brain development. The record is from RefSeq and is a predicted model, not a curated record. Gene Ontology annotation, molecular function: DNA-binding transcription activator activity, RNA polymerase II-specific; RNA polymerase II cis-regulatory region sequence-specific DNA binding. The transcript has 12 exons. Lineage: Eukaryota; Metazoa; Chordata; Aves; Piciformes; Lybiidae. The coding region runs from base 611 to 2008 and encodes 465 amino acids.